AUGGAAGUCGAUUAUGGAAUAAGCAGUUAUUUGGGUGACCGCAAAAUUAGAGUUCCAUGUGUUCUGAAGGAGCUUUAUUCAGACUUUAUUGUCCAGGAAAUUUCAGCAGACGAAACUGUUCUUCGGUUAGCCACAGCACCAGAAGUCCUUAACCACUUGAAGAAAGAGGAGGAGAAAGGCGUUGAUGACUCUGUCGCUGUCCCCUCUGCUAUCACGGCUGACCAAGUUUCAUUGCUUGAUGCCAUGAAUAAAGACUCGAAACCUAUCUUGUUAUGCACUGAAGGGCUCGGGAAAGACGAUAGAAAGUCUGUUCACGAAUUCCUAAGGUUACGAUAUCAAGGCAAGUUAGGCUCUGAAACCAAAGAGAAUGGGAUUGAAGUCAAUUACUGUGGCGUCAACAGUAAGACUAGGAAACGUAAACGGUGGGCAAAAGAUUGCCCAAAUCAUUGUUAUUUCACUCUGGCCAAAGAAAAUAAAGACACUAGCUAUGCUCUUGGUCUGUUGGCGAAGUUUCUUAAGCAUAACCCCACGAAUCUGAGGUGUUGCAGAUUUCCGGUGGAGUAUUCGUAUACGGGAUGGGAGACUAUGGAGAGAGGGGUGAUUCCGUCUACUUCUCCCUAA
Molecule: messenger RNA, 621 nt
Organism: Necator americanus (New World hookworm)
Lineage: Eukaryota; Metazoa; Nematoda; Chromadorea; Rhabditida; Ancylostomatidae
Exons: 5
Coding region: 1-621 (206 amino acids)
Biological process (GO): pseudouridine synthesis
Cellular component (GO): nucleus
Molecular function (GO): pseudouridine synthase activity; RNA binding
Source: RefSeq, a predicted model, not a curated record